CAAAGUAAUCCGGUUUCUGGAACAUCUGGGCUUCCAGAUAAACAGAACCAAGUCCCGGCUAACACCGGAGUCCGGCUUCCAGUGGUUAGGGAUUCAAUGGGACUUAAACUCCCACACUCUAUCAAUUCCACCGUUGAAGAGAAGAGAAAUAGCCAAAGCAGCCAGACAAUUUCUCAAGUGCAAGCAGACGUCCCGGAGGAACCAAGAAAGAAUCUUAGGUUCUCUCCAAUUUGCUUCGGUAACGGAUGUUCUUCUGAAAGCCAAACUAAAGGACAUAAACCAGGUUUGGCGUUCAAGAGCAAACAACAGAUCCCGGGACAAACUAGCCCCUAUCCCAACGAUCUUACGAAAGAGACUCCGCCCGUGGACAGAGAUCAAGAAUUUGUCAAAGACAAUUCCGCUCCAAUUCCCUCCGCCGGCCUUAGUGAUCCACACAGAUGCAUCACUAAGCGGCUGGGGAGGCUACUCACAAUACAAAAAGGUACAGGGAACCUGGUCCCUACCAUUCCACCAGCUUCAUUUCAAUGUACUGGAAGCUAUGGCAGUGUUCCUCACCCUGGAAAAGCUUCAUCCAGCCAAGAAAUCUCCUAUCAAACUGGUGCUGGACAGUGCAGUAGUAGUUCACUGCAUCAACAGGGGAGGCUCCAAGUCGAGCCACGUGAACCAUGUCAUGAUAGCCUUAUUUUCACUAGCAAACAGGAACAAAUGGCACCUGUCCGCCACUCAUCUAGCGGGCGUAAGAAACGUGGUAGCGGAUGCGCUAUCACGCUAAGUUCCGCUGGAGUCAGAGUGGUCCCUGGACAAGGAGUCAUUCAGUUGGAUCUGACAACUAGUACUGGGGCUUCAGGUAGAUCUCUUCGCCACCGAGUCGAACCACAAACUCCCAUGUUAUGUGGCCCCCAACCUGGACCCUCUGGCCUAUGCCACAGACGCCAUGGCUAUAGACUGGAAUAUGUGGAAGAAGAUUUACCUCUUUCCUCCAGUGAAUCUUCUCUUGAAAGUCCUGAACAAACUCAGGAUGUUCAAAGGCCACAUUGCUCUAAUAGCCCCCAAUUGGCCCAAGAGCAAUUGGUUCCCACUUCUACUGGAAUUGGGACUCCGACCUCAACGGAUUCCCAAUCCCAAACUAUCACAACUAGUGCAAACGCGGACUGUGUUCGCUUCCUCAGGAAUUCAGAAAGCCCUAACUUUAUGGACUUCAUGAAGUUUGCGGCACAAAGAGAUGCUAAUAUCGAUCCCCAGAACAUCUUAUUCUUAGAAUCAGAUAAACGGGAACCGACGUUGCGUCAAUAUGAUUCAGCAGUUAAAAAACUAGCUGUAUUCCUGAGGGAAUACAACUAGUACUAUUACUACUACUAAGUCUGCCCUUAAGAAGAUCUUCCAGUUUGGAUUCAAAAUAGAUCUGACAGAUUCAUAUUUUUCAUCCAUCCCCAAGGCCUCCGCUAGACUCAGACCAUCUGAGAGACCCAAAUCUGUGUCAUGGUUUUUAAAUGAUGUCCUUAAAUUGGCCUCGGACACUAAUAAUGACUCAAGUGACUAUAUAGCUCUCCUGAGGAAAACAUUAUUCCUGUUAAGUCUGGCCUCAGGAGCCAGGAUUUCCGAACUGUCGGCUCUAUCUAGAGAAUCAGAUCAUAGAAAGUUUCUCCCUUCAGGAGAAGUGUUACUUUCUCCAGAUCGUCAAUUUCUGGCUAAGAAUGAAGACCCACUGGAUAGAUGGGCCCCAUGGAAAAUUCUCCCACUUCCACAGGACCCGUCCUUAUGUCCAGUUACUUCACUAAAAGCAUAUCUAAGUAGAACUGCCCUACGAUCUUCAGGCCCUCUGUUCAUUAGGGAAAAGGGAGGCACCAUUUCCUUAAAAGGAAUUAGGCAACAGAUUUUAUACUUUAUAAAACAAGCCAACCCGCAGUCCUUCCCACGGGUACAUGAUGUUAGAGCAGAAGCUACCUCUAUUAAUUAUUUUCAACACAUGAAUUUUGAUGAUCUGAAGAAGUACACAGGCUGGAAAUCUCCGACAGUAUUCAAGCGCCAUUAUCUUAAGUCCUUAGAAGCCCUUAAAUUUCCAGCAGUGGCAGCUGGAAACACAGUUUCCCCUGACACUGCUUAACUAGUAGUAAGUAGUUUACUUUCUAUCUCUCUUUCCUACCUGCCUCGCUAGCAUUCUUGCUGUAGCUCAGUUGUCAAUGUAGCCAUAUUGUACCUUGGAUGUCACAUAUUGUAUAUAGUACUUGUGAUGUUUCCUUUUGUUUUGUAUCUAGGAUUAGUCACACUUUGCAUUU
Macrobrachium nipponense is the source of this 2276-nucleotide messenger RNA. RefSeq lists its product as uncharacterized. The coding region runs from base 97 to 1341 and encodes 414 amino acids. The transcript is spliced from 2 exons. The record is from RefSeq and is a predicted model, not a curated record. Lineage: Eukaryota; Metazoa; Arthropoda; Malacostraca; Decapoda; Palaemonidae.